GAAGGUGGCGCCUUCGACCAGCGAGUCACAGGAGAGCUGCGCCUGUCAGUUGCGAGCCCACGGCAGUUCUCUCAGGACCCCCAUGCGGAGAUCGGCACGAGGCAAGCUUUGGCUGAGAUUGCAGACGUCCCGGAGGACCGGGUUCGCGUCUCCUUGAUGCCCAGCAAAGCGACUAUGUACGAUGAGGCAUUGCUUCUGGAGCUCCAGGGCGAGCCGGACUAUGACGUCAGCGGUCCGCAGGACGACGAAGUCUCAGCAUGGUAUGUCAUUCGGGUGCCUGUGCAUCCGGUCGACGGCGCUGUGAAGCUGUCCCAAAAGCUGAACAAUCUGGACCUUACCCUGGCAGAGCUGAAGCUGCAGGAUCUUUUGAUGGAUCAGGGCAUCAGCGAAGGGGUGAAGAUCUCCACACUCUCAGCCGAGAGUGGUUCGGCAGUUUCCCCGCUCAAACCUCAGGCCGAACUCGAGGGAGAGGAAGAUCUGCCGAAAGCCACAGGCACCCCGCCGGACACCACCACGACGCUGCUCCCCGAAGAGGACGUGGAACCUCCGACCGUGUCCAAUCCAGGUGGAGGUGAUGAGGAAGGGGACGAUCAGAUGCCCACUUCGCAG
Symbiodinium sp. CCMP2456 is the source of this 609-nucleotide messenger RNA. NCBI's taxonomy places the organism in Eukaryota, Dinophyceae, Suessiales, Symbiodiniaceae. The record is from the annotation of a GenBank genome assembly.